AUGACGGACUCGGUUGUCGUGGAGGGACAAGUCAGGUUCAGGGAUGGGAAAAAGUGGAAGAGUAGGUGGGUUGCGCUCAGAAAGCCAUCCCCAGUAGCAGACUGCCUUUUACUGCAGGUGUACAAAGACAAAUCAGAGAAAACUAAAGGACACAAGGAGAGGAACAGCAUUACCCUAGAGGACAUCUGUGGCCUUGAACCGGGGCUGUCCUAUGAGGGAGUCAGCUACACACUAGUGAUCAUCUGCUUGAGUCAGGCAGUAGUGCUUGGCUUUGAGAGCAAGGAGGCCCUGUUGGCGUGGGAUAUUCGUAUCCGCUACAGCCUAGGGGAAGUCCAUAGGUUUAGUGUGGGGAUUUUGCCAGGCACCAAGCUGGAGAGUGGGCCAGCAACCCUCCACCUAUGCAACAACCUGCUGGUGAUUGCUAGGGACUUCCCCCCUACAAUCCUUGGACAGUGGAAUCUCCCAGACCUGCGCAGAUAUGGAGCUGUGCCAAAUGGAUUUGUCUUUGAGGGGGGUACACGCUGUGGCUACUGGGCUGGUGUUUUCUUUCUGUCCUGUGUGGAGGGGGAGCAAAUCAGUUUUCUGUUUGACUGCAUCGUUCGGGGAAUGUCCCCGACCAGAGGCCCCUUUGGACUGCGGCCAGCCCUGCCAGAUCUGAAUGUCAACCCAGCCUGCUUGGAGGAGCAGGUGAACCAUGAAGCCGAGGAACUGGAGAAACGUCUCAGUCUGCUCUCUCAAAACAGUCAGCAGAGCAGCACAGCAGAUGACAGGAGCAUCUCCAGCUCCUCCGACACCUCUGACAGCCACUCAGACACCAGCACGGGCAGCCGCCUGGCUGUGUGGAUGGAGCCAGGGAUGAGUCCUGGCCCCGUGGAGCCACCAAGCACAUCAGCAGUUAAAGGUGCUGAGCAUGCUGAGGUGAAGCAGUGCACCGGCAUUGCGGGUGGACCUCGGCCACCACCCAAGCCCCCCUGCUCCAGGACCCUGUGUGAAAUCGGGCGCCAGAGCUCCUCGGACAGCGGCAUUGCAACGGGGAGCCACUCAUCCUAUUCCGGAAGCUUCUCCUCGUACACUGUGAGCCUGGACAUCUGCCAGGGGGAUGAACUUGGUUCCCUGCUCAGCCUGCCGGUGAACUUUGCGCCGGAUCAGAGUCCGUGUUCCUGCCAGCUUAGAGAACCCACUCAGGACCUGGAGUCAGAGUAUCAGCUUCCAUACUCUCUCAGGCAUGUCUAUGACAGGCCCAGGACCCUACCCCCAGGAAUACCCAAGGGCCCCAAUCCCAUUCUGUCACAUGACCAGGCCACAUGCUUGCCUUUCAUUCCUGAGCCAGAUGGGGGCAGCAAAGAGCAGGGCGAGGUUUGCGCUAACCCCAUUUCGACAGUAUCGGCCUCACAGAAAAAGGGACAGGUGCUGAAGUCCAAGAACAGUGAAAGUCUGCCCUCAUCUGAGGUUUCCUUUCCCCCCUAUGUGAAACCAAAGAGGAGGGAGAGGCAUAAAGCUGAUGUGGGCUAUGAAAUCAUGGACGGGCUGGGGGUGGAGAAGACAUCAGAGCCAGAAGACAGAAGCAGCUAUGAGCCGAUGGCCAGUUGUGGACAACAGAAGAUCUUUCAUGAGACAGAAGAUCCUAAAGCAAGCUAUGAGCAUAUGGCCUCCUCUGUUGAUGUGCCAAAGAGAUGUGACUGGACACUAGGAGAGUUGGUGGACGCGACGGUGCCAGACAAGUCUCGCAGUGAUGGAGUAACUUAUGUUAAUAUUCCUGUCAGCCCUGCAUUCAACAAACAGCUCCACUACAUGGAGCUGGAACUCCAGGAUCCCGGCUCUGAAGUCAGAGGAGGGGGCUCAACUAAGUACGCCCAUAUAGACAUCGCUGCCACGGAGACGGCUCACAGAGUGGGGACCCAGCAUGCCCAGUGCCGCGAGGACGGACUGAUGGAGCUGGAGCAGAAGAAAAGGGGGACACUGUAG
Messenger RNA from Megalops cyprinoides (Indo-Pacific tarpon), 1965 nucleotides. Its product is annotated as protein Dok-7-like. Gene Ontology annotation, biological process: positive regulation of protein tyrosine kinase activity; neuromuscular junction development. Bases 1 to 1965 code for a protein of 654 amino acids. The record is from RefSeq and is a predicted model, not a curated record. The transcript has 12 exons. Gene Ontology annotation, molecular function: protein kinase binding. NCBI's taxonomy places the organism in Eukaryota, Metazoa, Chordata, Actinopteri, Elopiformes, Megalopidae.